GCGUUAACUUUGUCAACGUCAGCUCCGCAGAUGUUAGCUUGUUAGCUAGCGGAUAUAUAACUUUUGUUCACUGGCAUUAAAAAGGCUACAGAUGUCAACAUUACUGGAUACAACAGGGAGUAUCAUACAUAUUGUGUUUUAUUUGUUUUCGUUGUGUGUAUGAGCGUUUAUGAGGGCCAAGAUGCCACAUAUAUUUAAAUCCAUGUAAUUUCCAUAGUGUAAUGGAAUGUACAGAUACACUUUAUUGUUCUGCCACUGCCUGAUGUCUAAAGUGCUGCUAUAUGAGACCUGCUCCAUCAGUCAGUGAAAGUGAAUGUAGCCUUUGAAAGUGAAUGCACAAAAGUACCAAGAGAAUUGUGUGUAACUGGCAAUGUCAGGAUGUCAGUUCGAAAACAGGAAACAUGGUUGAUGCGUGGUCCACCCAUGAGGUCUGUCUGUGGCUGGAGCAGAAUUCUUUAAGCGAGGCUAAACAGAUCUUCUUUGAACAACAGAUUGAUGGGGAAACACUACUGGGACUAACAGAGCGGAUGGUAGAAAAACUGUUUCCCAUCAUGAAACACCAGGUCUUGUUUUUGAAAGAGUUGGAGAAGUUGCGCAGCACAUCAUCAGCACAAAAAUCCAAUCCAACAUGUGACACACUACCUGUAGAGUCAAAUACUCAUCAACAAGCUCAUGUGUCAUGGCCAGCACUGUAUACCCUGCCUGUUAUGCCACCAGAGCUACAGGAAGCUCUACACAGAAAAGAUCCAUCUUUCAAAAAAAAGGAUAAAUCACACUUGAGAGCAUUGUUAAUACAAGUUCUAUUUGACCACAUAACAACGUACACAUGGUACCCUAACCAUAAAAAAUACACCGAUGUUCUCGGAUGUCUGAUCACCAGAUUUCCCUUUUUGAGAGACCACAGCAGCACUGGAUAUGAUACCUUGCUGGAGUGCUUAAGGAACAAGUUUAAAAAGGAAAGGUCUCCCUUGGUGAACUUCCCAAAAGUUAUGGAGAUGAAGAGGAAGUUUGGGACAAAGAAACAGCGAAGUGUAGACCAUGAGUCUCUGGAAGACUCACCUGCAUAUCAGAGGGCAAAGAGAUGCAGGACAGAAGCAAUCCAGGCAUGUUGGGGGAGCUUGGAUCCAACACAAGAGAUUGUAGUGGAACUUGAGUGUGUUGGGGAGGAUGACCUGAGUUUUCAGGAACAUCUAAAUGCGAUUAAUAAUGAGCUACGCCGGCGACAGCCAGAUCUAACACAAAUCAUGGAUAGGAUGAAGCGCACUCUUUAUAAAAGGGUUGAAGUCACGGCCAAGCCAACAGGCGAAGUCAUGCAGAUGUUCCCCUUUUUUCAGAUUCCCGAACUGUUGCAUUAUGAAAUGAGGCUGCGGUUCGGUCAGGACAUGGAGCUAAAUCUCCAGAAUGCCCUCACGACAAUCACGCCAAACAUCAUCAGGGCGGCUCAGCAGGGGAACCACAAGGAACAACUGACCACCUGGCUGACAGAGGCCACCACAGAUGAUCAUCUGAAGAGUGCUGCCAUCCUCAUCCUGCCAGAGCUCUUCAAAGAAAGAUCAAAGUUUUUCUACUGCUUGGAUGAGGAGCCAUGCAGCCCGUUUCCAGUCAUGGUCAUCGACAAUGCUGUGAAUCCCCUCCUAUGCUCCAACAACAUCUCGAUCAAGAUGGAUGGAGUCACUGUCACAAGUGGGGAGAUGGACAUCCCUCAUGCACUCCAAUGUCUUUUGGAAAUUUAUUUUUGUUAUGCCGAUGUGCCAACAUGCCAGAGACCGCCCCCGAUCAGGCUGGAACGUAUCGCAUACCGGUAA
Molecule: messenger RNA, 1805 nt
Organism: Neoarius graeffei (lesser salmon catfish)
Lineage: Eukaryota; Metazoa; Chordata; Actinopteri; Siluriformes; Ariidae
Product: sterile alpha motif domain-containing protein 3-like
Exons: 13
Coding region: 333-1805 (490 amino acids)
Molecular function (GO): protein binding
Source: RefSeq, a predicted model, not a curated record